AUGUCACCCAUCACUCCCCCGCCCUCCCAAAGCCGCCUCUCCACCCGCAUAUCCCUCCGCUGGCCCCCGGCCCCCACCUUCGAAAACACCGACACAAUCGUCAUGUCGGUAGCAGGCUGGUACGUCGACCUGCGCGUCGAUCAAGCCACAAAGACAAUUGACUGGGCCAUUGCUGGUCAACGUGUCGUGGAUUCCAAUGACUCGACCCGCGUACAAUUUACACACGAGCUCGACUCGCGCAACUCGUUCGAUGACGUCGAUUGUGGAACUUUCUCCACGCUCCCGAACGGGGAUGAUCUUGAAAAGGGGUCCAUGCCUCGGGCGGAUCUACCCGGCAAACCUGUUUGCGAGUAUGAGGAAGUGUGGCGGGAGUUGGAGUUUAGGCGGGGCCCUGAGGGGGCAGGACGGGGUGUAUCGUGGGUCUUGGAGUCACAGAUUGGUCCUGAUCUCCAGGACGGUGAGGAGGGCGAGGUCACUCGGACGUUUCUUGGACGCGUCUGGGGGACGUAUCUCGCUCUGCGUCAGGUGCAGAAGCAUGUUCAAUCCCCAGAGUCGAAUGCUAUCAUCGUCAAAGAUGGAGAAAAGGUGAGUGCUCUUCGAGAAGAAUGGGACCCCAGUAAAAGGUGGUGCACCAAGUACAGUCUCGGUCCGAAAGCGAGCAAGCUGCCCUCGAUGAAGGAUAUUUUCGAGCCGCAGAAUUGGAAGACUGGACAGACCGUCACAAUUGCUGGAGUGGAGUAUAUUCUACGUGCCUUUGAGGGGAUUCCUGCCUGA
Messenger RNA from Aspergillus saccharolyticus JOP 1030-1, 774 nucleotides. RefSeq lists its product as uncharacterized. NCBI's taxonomy places the organism in Eukaryota, Fungi, Ascomycota, Eurotiomycetes, Eurotiales, Aspergillaceae. The transcript has 2 exons. Bases 1 to 774 code for a protein of 257 amino acids. The record is from RefSeq and is a predicted model, not a curated record.